Molecule: messenger RNA, 931 nt
Organism: Nezara viridula (southern green stink bug)
Lineage: Eukaryota; Metazoa; Arthropoda; Insecta; Hemiptera; Pentatomidae
Source: the annotation of a GenBank genome assembly
CAAGGAUGGGUCAGGCUAGAGGUGUGUUAAAGGUUUUCGCACUUAUUUGCCUCAUUCAAGUAAUCACAGCUCAGAGGCCUUACAAUGAUCUCAGAGCACGAUUUGCUGUUGACCCUAGCCAAGGAUUCUACGAGAUCCCACUCACUACAAACAGCCCACUAAUUAGCAACUACGUUCAAGUACAGCCAGAUAGUAAUGUCGGACUUCCAGUAACCCAAUACUGUUAUCCAGAUGAUCCGAGAGUGUGUUGGUACUAUGACAUGAAUGGAGUCGUGGUUGGAGUACAGAUCACUUACCUGGAACAAGAUGUCGCUGACAUCAAUCCUGUCCCAUACAACUACUCAGCUGUUGGAGGAUUCGUUCCGACAAACAUCAUGAACCAACCUGGCUACGGAUUCAGGGCAUAUUUCACCAACCCAACCACAUUAACUUCUGCUGGUCGUCAAACACUUAACGAAACGGUGGAAGGCCUCUGGGUUUAUCUCAAUGGAGACCUAGUCCAAAUCCAGAGGAAUGAACCAUCUCCUGAUCAGACAUACAUUUCGGGCUUUAACAGGCAGAACUGUUUUCCAAGAAUGGGACAACACUACUUCUACAGAAUGGCAUCCAACGUGCCCUGUGACCAGUUGCUUCCAUUCUACCCUCUCUACCAAGGUGGAGGUCUUGUAGGAUUUGGAAUAGCUGAUUUCGGAAGGGGUUCUGAUGGUCCUCAAAGAGUGUGGUACGAGAGGCCGCCACUGCCUGGAAUCCAGGCUAUCCUCGCCAACAGACCUACCUGCUUAGACACCUGGGUGCAGAUGUACGGCCUCUACUCACUCCACGUAUACUUCGUCGAUCAUCCCUGGGAGAUAAGCUGUCCUGCUUGAGCAGUACGUCACGAAUCAUUUCAUACAUAUAAUUUUUAAUCUUAUUAAAACAUUUUAUGUAUUAU